UGUCCGUCUCCCCCUCACUUUCCCUUCUCCUUCACUCUCUCUUCUCUCCCUCCUCCUCUCCCCCCCUCCUGCGGCCAGUCUCCCCGGCUGUCAUGUCGGAAUAUAACGCCGUACCCCCGCCGGGCUCCGGGCCCCCCCUCGCGGGGCAGCCGGCUCUCGGGAACGGGGCGGGCGGCAUGAAGAAGGAUGCGUUCGCGGACGCGGUGCAGCGGGCCCGGCAGAUUGCUGCUAAGAUCGGUGGGGAUGCUGGUCCUCCCUUGAACAACAACAACUCUGCGUCAGAUGGCUUUCCCUUCACUGCACAGAAGCGGCCGCUGGAGGACGCAGAUGAACCCGAGAGCAAGAAGCUGGCUGCACAGAGUGACCUGGAAUCAAGCAAAGCUCUGUCUAUUGGUGCUCAGUUAGCCGCUCUUGCACAACAAAGACCGGCCUCCACCACAGAGGAGUACAGCGUUCCUGACAGUAUGGUGGGACUCAUCAUUGGCCGUGGAGGCGAGCAGAUCAAUAAAAUCCAGCAGGAGUCUGGUUGCAAGGUUCAGAUCGCUCCAGACAGCGGAGGUCUUCCAGAGCGGAGUGUCUCCCUCACAGGUUCUCAAGACUCAAUACUGAAAGCCAAGAUGCUGUUGGAUGAGAUCGUGUCCAGAGGAAGAGGCACCCCUCCUUCCUCUUUUCAUGAAUCCACCAAUGGGCAGAAUGGAGCGGUGCAUGAGAUGAUGAUUCCUGCUGGCAAGGCCGGCCUCGUCAUCGGGAAGGGAGGAGAAACCAUCAAACAGCUGCAGGAACGUGCCGGGGUAAAGAUGAUCCUCAUCCAGGAUGCUUCUCAGGGACCCAAUGUCGACAAGCCUCUGCGUAUUAUUGGAGAUCCGUACAAAGUCCAGCAAGCUCAGGAGAUGGUGCAGGAGAUUCUGAGGGAGAGGGACCACGCCGGCUUCGGCGACCGAAACGAUUUCGGCUCUCGAAUGGGAGGAGGCAUGAACAUCCCGGUGCCACGACAUUCAGUGGGCGUGGUCAUUGGCCGCAACGGAGAGAUGAUAAAGAAGAUCCAGAAUGAUGCUGGAGUCAGAAUCCAGUUCAAGCAAGAUGACGGGACGGGUCCAGAUAAGAUCGCUCACAUCAGUGGACCCCCGGACCGCUGCGAGCACGCCGCCCAGAUCAUCAGCGACCUGCUGCAGAGCAUCAGGGUCAGGGAGGAGGGUCAGGGGGGCCCUCCGGGUCCACCGGGCAUGCCGGCGGGCAACAGGGGUCGAGGCGGGGGUCAGGGUGGCUGGGGUCCCCCCGGAGGGGAGAUGACUUUCUCUAUUCCCGCCCACAAAUGUGGGCUGGUGAUUGGCCGGGGAGGAGAGAACGUCAAGGCCAUCAACCAGCAGACCGGCGCUUUUGUGGAAAUCUCUCGGCAACUGCCCCCCAACGGAGACCCAAACUUCAAGCUGUUCAUCAUCCGGGGGUCGCCGCAGCAGAUUGAUCACGCCAAGCAGCUCAUCGAGGAGAAGAUUGAGGCUCCUCUGUGUCCCAUGGGUCCGGGGCCAGGUGGGCCAGGUCCUGCAGGACCAGUGGGUCCCUACAACCCAAACCCAUAUGCCCCCGGUCCGCCAGGCGCUCCAGGACCACCACACGGUGGGCCUCCAGGUCCUCCCCAGUACACUCCUCAGGGGUGGAGCAACACCUACCAGCAGUGGCAGCCUCAGCCCCCCCACGACCAGAGCAAGGCGGCAGCCAACGACCCCAACGCGGCCUGGGCGGCAUACUACGCUCAGUACUACCAGCAGCCAACUGGGGGCGCUGUGCCGCCCCAGUACCCCGCAAACCCAGCUGGAGGGGCUCAAACGUCUGGGGACCAGACCCAGCCUGCACAAGGCCCCGGGGGUCAGCCAGACUACACCAAGGCCUGGGAGGAGUACUACAAGAAGAUGGCUCAGACGGGCGGCUCUGUACCUGGAGCGGCAGCCGGAGCCCCCGGGGGCCCCGGGCCCGCGCCAGCGGCGGCGCCGGGGCCGUCGUCCGCGGCGGGAGGCCAGCCGGACUACAGCGCCGCCUGGGCCGAGUACUACCGGCAGCAGGCGGCGUACUACGGACAGACGGGACCGGCCCCCGGCCAGCCUGCAGGCGCCCCCCAGCAGGGACAGGCGCCGUGAGAGGACGCCGCGACGCGCCGGAUCAAAGAAGAGGACUCUGAACUCUCAGCCAGGAUCGAACCAUCUGUAUUUUUGAAUCUGUUCCCAGAAGAAACGCAUCCUCGCCGCUGAUGAGUUGAACUGCGACCAGAGCUUUGCUGCAGAGCGGAGGAAGAAGACUGACAGACGCGCACCAAGCCUCUCAACGCCUCUGCGUGCUUCUCUGUCUACACGGACGCCUCGAAUCGCUUACUACUUUGACCAAUGCUCAUUUAUUCUCUUCCCAGUUUAAAGCGCUUACCUUCAUAUCCCAGUAUUAUAUCAGUCAAACUGCACAGAGCUUUUAGGACGAUAAUUAUUACCUUUUAAGCUGUCUUGAUUUUUUUUUUCUUUUUUUUUUUUUGUAAUUAAAACUAUCACAUCUCACUGUGCCGUUUUGCACAGUGUGUGAGUCUGUGUUCGUUUGGAUUGUUGAGCUUUAACCUCUGACACAUCGCUUUGUGUGUGUGUGUGUGUGUGUGUGUGUGUGCGCGGGAGACGGUUGUAUGAGUAUAAAUGUGAUUCUGCAGUUUGGAUUCAUGCAUGUGGGAUGAUGAGCAACUGUUGCAGUCUGUCGGGGCGGGUGGGUUCAAAAUGAAAAAUAAAAAAGAGCAUCUUUUGUGAUGUUUAGGAAUGAUCUAAGAUUGCGGAGGUGAACGUGAGUUUAUAAAGAAUGUAUGGUUCAUGCUGCUAUAAUUUCAGAUUUCCUUCAGCUUAUUUUAAAUGUUUGUCUGUCUAUGCACUAAACACACCUUUUUCCAGUGUUUGAAAUGUAGUUUCUGCACAGUGUUUGCUCCCUUGAGCUUUUUAAACUGCUUAUCAGAUUGUUUCGAAAAUGACAACACACCAUUCAACUCAGUCGGGCAGAAAUGUAUUCAUCUUUUUAAGCAUCUUCCUGCUUGUUUUCCAUUAAUGCUAACAUCAGGUUUUGUCGUUCCAGUCAUAGUUUUUAUGCAAAAUAAUGUCUUCCAACUCAUCCCACUGGAGCAGAUACUAUAUAUAUGUAUAUAUACAUAUAUUCAGCAAUAUAAGGCUUUUUCUUUAAACCUCGCGGAGACGUUUCGGGUAUGAUUCAUGUAUUCUGAUCGGCAGCUGUGAGUCUUGCCUUUGGCAGCAAUGUUGAUAUUGUUAAUAGAUGACCACCAGCAGCAA
Messenger RNA from Salarias fasciatus (jewelled blenny), 3302 nucleotides. Its product is annotated as far upstream element-binding protein 2-like. The record is from RefSeq and is a predicted model, not a curated record. Gene Ontology annotation, biological process: regulation of DNA-templated transcription. Bases 93 to 2132 code for a protein of 679 amino acids. Gene Ontology annotation, molecular function: RNA binding. The transcript has 18 exons. NCBI's taxonomy places the organism in Eukaryota, Metazoa, Chordata, Actinopteri, Blenniiformes, Blenniidae.